AUGGCAGUCACCAAAACCACACUUCUCGAGCGCGCAAGACACAUCGCGCACAACUUCGACCCGAAGGACGAGGACAUCAGAAGGUGCGCUACGGAAUUUAUUAGAGAGCUGAGGCUUGGUUUGCAGCAGACGACCCCGUCUAUGUGCCAGAUCCCAACCUAUGUCACUCAAAUCACGAGUGGCAGCGAGAAGGGUCUGUCCCUCGGCGUCGAUCACGAAGAACGGGUCUAG
Diaporthe citri is the source of this 231-nucleotide messenger RNA. RefSeq lists its product as uncharacterized. Bases 1 to 231 code for a protein of 76 amino acids. Gene Ontology annotation, biological process: carbohydrate metabolic process. The transcript has 3 exons. The record is from RefSeq and is a predicted model, not a curated record. Gene Ontology annotation, molecular function: ATP binding; phosphotransferase activity, alcohol group as acceptor. Lineage: Eukaryota; Fungi; Ascomycota; Sordariomycetes; Diaporthales; Diaporthaceae.